AAGUGAUAAUGUGUUAUAAUGGUUGGUGGUGUCUGUGCCUCUUCUGAUCCUUUCUUUACAAAAACCUAAAUUCUGCACGACACAGCCCUCUCCACUCUCCAUAUCCAAAAAAGCUCGCGUUUUCUCUCCCUCCGAAGAAGCUUCCAGAAUCAUACUGCUGCGAUGUCUGGGGAAGUUUAUGAUGAACAAGAUGCAGGCUAUGUGCCUGAGAGCCCUGAGUUUCCACAAAACCAUUCUGAUGAACACAAUGGAGGAAAUGUGAUUGAUGACUCUGGGUUUCCACAAGUGCAGCCUGAUGAACAUGACAUGGAGAAUUUGGCUGAGGAUGCCAAUCUUCCUGAAAAUGAGUUUGAUGGGAAUGAUGUUGAAGGUGAGCCUGGAAACUCUGAUUUUCCUCCGCAAGAGCAUGCCGAGGAACAUCAUGAUGGAGGAGAUGUGACUGAGAAUUUUGGCUCUCCGGAAAAACAGGGAUCUGAGGAGGAUUUGAAAGGAAGUGAAACAAAGAAGUGGCCUGGAUGGCCUGGAGAGAAUGUAUUUAGGAUGUUGGUUCCUGUGCAAAAGGUUGGCAGUAUUAUUGGUCGCAAAGGCGAGUUUAUUAAGAAAAUUACUGAAGAGACUAAGGCUCGUAUAAAGAUUCUUGAUGGCCCUCCUGGAACUGCUGAAAGAGCUGUAAUGGUUUCUGCAAAAGAAGAGCCAGAUCGCAACAUACCACCUGCUGUGGAUGGUUUGUUAAGGGUUCAUAAACAAGUUGUCAAUGUGGACCGUGAUCCUGCAGAUAGUGCAUCAGGUGCAGCACGCCCAGUUGUUACGCGGCUUCUAGUUGCUGAUACUCAAGCAGGAAGUUUGAUUGGGAAACAGGGGUCCACUAUAAAAUCCUUUCAAGAUGCCACAGGUUGCAAUAUACGCGUUCUUGGCUCAGAGCACCUGCCUGUUUUCGCUCUGCGAGACGACAGUGUUGUUGAAAUACAAGGUGAAUCUGCUGGGGUUCACAAGGCUGUUGAGCUUAUUGCAAUUCAUCUACGUAAAUUCUUGGUUGACCGCAGCAUAGUUGGAGUAUUUGAAACACAGAUGCAAAGGCCAGAUGUUCGAGGUAACCAGAAUGUACCACCACACCAACCUUGGGGUCCUCCUCCUCAAGGGUUUCCAGCUCCUGGCAGUGGUGGUGGACCCGCUUUUCCACCCAAUCCUCAAUAUAAUAUGCCCCCUUCACAUAACUAUGAUACUUACUAUCCCCCUGCGGACAUGCCUCCCAUGGACAAGCAUCUUCAUCAGGGUCCACCACCUGCCUAUGCAAGAGAUGCUUCUAUGGGAAUUCACUCAUCCAGCACCCAGCCUCAACAAUCUGUUGUGACUAAGGUCACGCAGCACAUGCAAAUUCCUCUGUCCUAUGCAGAUGCUGUUAUUGGAGCAUCAGGGACAAAUAUCAGCUACAUCCGUCGUGCCAGUGGGGCAAGUAUUACAAUCCAGGAGACUAGGGGUGUGCCAGGGGAGAUGACUGUUGAGAUAAGUGGUACUGCUUCACAAAUACAGGCUGCCCAACAGCUAGUGCAGAAUUUCAUGGCUGAAGCUGCAAGUGCGACACAGGAUCAUAUGGGGGGUUCAAUUAAUCAAGGUUACAAUUCCUAUCCAACUAAUGCUCCUGUUUAUGCAUCUCCGCCAUCAAGUGCUGGGGGUCAUGCAGGUCAUGUACCUUCUGCAGAUUAUGGUCCCGUUUAUGGCACUAAUUAUGGUUAUUGAGAACAUUACAUUCAAUUUUAGUUGAGGAGCCUUGUGUUUUGUAAACAUUGCGUUCAAUCCUAGUUCUUGUGGGUAUUGUAACCAGGCCUGGGCAUGCCCUGUGUCAUAUAUCCCUUAUGUCUAUCACAUUUGAUAUAAUGACUGGAUAGGAUUUAGAGGAUAUGAAAUUUGUUUUCUUCUUUUUAAUUUUAUAUAUAGUUGCCUAGUUUGUUUGGUUCUUGUUUUCAACUGGGAUUUUUAACUGGUUCUAAUUUAAAUGCAGUCGAAAAAAUUUAAU
This is a messenger RNA of Abrus precatorius (Indian licorice), 2014 nucleotides long. RefSeq names its product flowering locus K homology domain-like. Lineage: Eukaryota; Viridiplantae; Streptophyta; Magnoliopsida; Fabales; Fabaceae. The coding region runs from base 163 to 1737 and encodes 524 amino acids. The record is from RefSeq and is a predicted model, not a curated record. The transcript is spliced from 7 exons. Gene Ontology annotation, biological process: regulation of gene expression. Gene Ontology annotation, cellular component: cytoplasm; nucleus. Gene Ontology annotation, molecular function: mRNA binding.